CCGUUCUCAUCCCUUGCUUGCCCAAACUCGUCUCUGCAAGCUGCCAUCAACGAAAGCUCGCUUGCUCCGGCUCAAGAUGCAGACCGAAUACUUGCAAAGCUGGAGCGCUUGCCGAUAUUGCCAGGCGCUCUCGUUCCAAAUCGUAUGGCUCGAGCGCUGCCUAUUGUUACGCGAGACCAGCUGAAGAUGCUGUGUGACCACACUUUGAGUGCCUCCCUCAGUAUAAGCAUGUUGGCGGAAAGCUUCUCGUCUUCGUUCCUUCCCUUACUGGCCUUGGUCUUAUUCUAACCCACACAGAAGUCAUGCGCUUACUUCGUACUGAUUCAGGUCUCCUGGAGGAAAAGAACGAAUAUGUCGAGGAUUUUAAAUACGCGAUUCUCUCACAUACAUGGCUACGCCAAUCGGAAGGAGAAGAGGUCCUCUUCGCUGAUCUGACCGACAUGACUAAAGCGCGACAAAAAGCUGGCUGGAAAAAGCUCGAAUUUGCGAUCGCCCAGGCCGCAAAGGAAGGACUGCAAUAUGUGUGGAUUGACACUUGCUGCAUCAACAAAGAAAGCUCUGCCGAGCUAGCGGAGGCUAUCAACUCCAUGUAUCGAUGGUAUCAGAAAUCCGAAAUUUGUUAUGUCUAUCUUGACGACUAUCAAGACUCUGCCUCGAUGGGUGACUGCCGCUGGUUCAAGCGUGGCUGGACUUUGCAAGAAAUGAUCGCCUCUCCGAACCUCCUCUUCUUCGACGAAUCUGGAGAGAGCAUUGGACAUCUAAGCGAUCUCAUUCAACAAGUCUCAGCAAUCACUGGCGUGCAUCAGGACCUUCUCAGUGGUCAACGCUCGCUUUCGACAUUCAGCAUUGCUCAAAAGAUGUUCUGGGCUGCUAAUCGUGAGACGGCGCGGAUCGAAGAUCGUGCGUAUUCACUGCUCGGUAUUUUUGAUAUCAGCCUCCCAGUCAUCUAUGGCGAAGGGAGCCGCGCCUUUCAGAGACUUCAAGAAGAACUCAUACGAGUGUACAACGACCAGUCCAUUUUCGCAUGGGGCCUCGCAGACGCCGCUCGUCCACACAGUCCACACAGAAAGGACAGAAGUCUCCUUGCUCCGUCCCCUGAUGCGUUUGCAGCUGCCGUCCACUCGAAAUUGGCGGUUGUCAGAGGACAAGGUUAUCAGAAACAGUGUGAGGUGCUUGGCAGGAACAUACGUUUCAAUCUGCCCCUCUUCGACAUGCCCCGAUGGGAUGGAAUUGGGAAAGAUUACACGCACUACGCGGUCCUCAAUUGUUAUAUCGAGGACAGCCCAAACCAGUGCGUUAGUAUGGAAUUGUUCAGUGCGGGCUAUGGAGAUCUCGUUCGCGAGUCUGCUGGCUACUGUGACAUAGUGGAUGCAUCGCAGCGUUGCACCAGCUGGCCAUUUACUGUCUUACGAAACUUUGACAAUGCAGGGAUGCACAUCGAGGACUAUGUCCAGCAAACGAAGGGCCCAAUGCUUUUGAUCCGAAGCUGCGCCAACGAUCCAAGUAUUGGAAUCGAUUCUGGAGAGGGUACUGUGGUACUGGAUUCAUCGCCACCGAGAAUUAUUCUGCGCGAUGCCUGGGACGCGGGUCAAAAGCUGUUCAGAUUUCCCGUCUGUACGAAUCCGCUGUCGCCGGAACAACCUUCACAAGGCAGGCUCAGCCUACCAUCCUAUCUUGAUGGCGCAGUGACCAUAACUCUAGAUGGUGUGGCCUGCGUCAAAGUCAACAUUUGCGUGUUUCCCGAGUCUCUACCGGAUGGCUCAUUCGCUUUCACAAAACAAUCACGAUUUGACUUACGCUACGAAGCUCUACUGGGAAGCGCUGGCUUUUCCUUUCGAGUACCCAUGUCUUCACGGAGGUUCUACUUCCUGCUGAUGCGCCGCAAGUUCAAGAUCCUCAUAACUGGAGUAAAUCGCCACAGACCUCUCCUUCAGAACGAAGACCGCUUCCAGCUCAUCGAAUUCUCAUGCAGCAGUCGCAAGGGGACAUCAUCUUUGCUAUCGUCGCUUUUGGCCGUGCCUCCGCUCAUCAUCUACUCGCUGCUCGUAUGGCCGUUUUGGUGGUUCUUUCCAUUUUUCCACGAAUUCCGGGUCUGGUGGAGGCUAUUCUUGGUGACCGGAAUUGUUGCAACAACGGUGUCCAUUACAGUGUUGAUUCUAGAUGACGAUACUAAGGCAAACAAAGGAACGUAUGGCGUGGUCAUGGCCUUCAUCGAUGGAGUACUUGGCUUACUACUUUUCCUAUCCUUAUAUCCGAGGAUCAAACCCAUGUUGGAGAAAAUCUAGUUCCGGCAAAGACGUGUGCAGGGACAUCUCUUGUUAGCCAUAUACAAACUAUGGAGAACACAACGGCGUAGAUUCACGCAGGACGGCAUACAAGGCGCGUACAAUGGUACGGAAAGCACAGGUGCUCAGUGGAAAUCACAGACUGUCACCUGUGACAAUGAGAAGCCGUAUUACCGCAUCCAUGGCCAAUACGAAUCUGCAACAUGAUCAGUGCAUGCCAAGAAGACGGAUUGCGCCUACCGCCUGGCAUUUGAAAUUGUCACAAUUGCAACAAGUAAUCCUACCAUAGGCUUCUACCUCAACUACUGCUUCACACUCAACCCAAUUGAGCUGAAAUACGCACACCUCUCCUGC
Cercospora beticola is the source of this 2639-nucleotide messenger RNA. RefSeq lists its product as uncharacterized. The record is from RefSeq and is a predicted model, not a curated record. Lineage: Eukaryota; Fungi; Ascomycota; Dothideomycetes; Mycosphaerellales; Mycosphaerellaceae.